Molecule: messenger RNA, 720 nt
Organism: Mandrillus leucophaeus (drill)
Lineage: Eukaryota; Metazoa; Chordata; Mammalia; Primates; Cercopithecidae
Product: calcyphosin-2-like
Exons: 8
Source: RefSeq, a predicted model, not a curated record
AUGGAGAAUUCCUUCUGCUACACUGCAGUAUACUGCAUGAUAAAUACAGGAACUUGAAUGGAUUUAGAGGUUAAAGGAGUUGCUGCCACUUCUAGGAGCCAAAUUCAGCCAUUCUUUGGAAGAAAGAAGCCACUACAACAAAGGUGGACUUCUGAAUCAUGGACAAACCGGAAUUCUUGCCCACCAGUGGUCCCACGACUUGAUUUGGGAAGCCUUGUUGACUCUGAUGAUGAGGACAAUUUUUCAUAUAUUCCACUUAGUACAGCAAACCCGCCAAAUUCAUCUUCUACUCUUGGUUGGGUCACACCAUGUCAAACUCCAUAUACUCAGCAUCAUCUAAAUAAAUUGGAUCAGAACAUGAUACCUGAAAAUUUGCCAGCACCAACAGAGAAAUAUAAACUAAAAUAUCAGCAAUAUAAAACGGAAAUGAAAGAGGGCUAUAAGCAGUAUAGUCAGAUAGAUGCAGAGAAUACAAACUCAAAUGUUACACAUCAACAGUCUCCAAGAAACAAGAUAGAUGAAAAGUGCGUGCAGCAUAAAGAAGCCAACACAGAUGACCUUACAACUCUGGAUAGGAAAGCCCUCUUACAGCAAGGUUAUGCGGACAACCCUUGCGAUAAACAACAGAGGGCAAGAAAAUUGGAUGCAGAAAUUGUGGCUGCAGAGAAAAAGAAACAGAUUGUGGCAGAGCAAGUCAUGAUAGACCACUUAUCUAGGUGA